Molecule: messenger RNA, 635 nt
Organism: Formica exsecta
Lineage: Eukaryota; Metazoa; Arthropoda; Insecta; Hymenoptera; Formicidae
Exons: 3
Coding region: 69-617 (182 amino acids)
Source: RefSeq, a predicted model, not a curated record
GAAAAUCAAUUAAACUAAUAUAACUAAUUUAUUAUUUUAUUACAGUUCCUUGUCGAAGAAUACUCUUAAUGCUACUUAAAAAAAUGGAUAAACUGUUGUUGAUAAUGAAAAGUGGGCUACAACAAAAUAAUGAAAACAAUAAUCCACAAAAUAAUGAACAAAUAGCAAGAAGAAUAUUUGAUCAACUUCAAAUGUUACCGAUAAAUGAAGUUGAUCAAUUGCUUUUAUUCGAUCAGAAGUUAUUAAAUCCUCUCCACCAAAAGAUGAGAUCACAAUUUGAAGCAAAAAUGAGUGCUGUUGGAGGAGAUACUUUCGACAAAGCUAUCAAAAGAAUUUUGUCAGCAAUCAUGACUGAUGAAUUGGCAGGCAAAUGUACUUGGAUCAUUCGAAAACCUGGCAAAAUCAAGAUUUCAAAUUACAAUUUCCCUAACAUAAUAAGUGCUUACAUCACCAAAAAAUAUGCUACUACUGAUGUAGUAGUGAAAAAGCGGAUACAACUCUGGCUGCAAAAAUAUGGUGACCGCAUAAAGCUUAAACAGGAACAAGCUCGACGGGAUGAAGAACAGCGCCAAAGAGAGUAUGAAGAAGAACAACAAUUAUUAAAUCACCAAGGAUAAUUAAGUUAACCAAAAAAA